GAGUAUACGAGGCUGACUUGCUACACUCGCGCUGGCUUCUCCGUGAAGUUAAAACGUCCGUGAAGCUAGCUCUCCCCUCCGUAAAACCCUCCAGAGUGGCAACGUAGAUAUCAAACGACACACACUUGUACCUACAUGUUUUGACAACAACGGUAUAUUUUUUGUGAAGAACUCAUAUCGGAUAUGACUCCAACGGUCGACACCAUCUGCAGCGACUUCACCUCAGAUUCAGAGUGGUUGCCUGACGUCGGAAUAACGCUUUAAAUUACAUUUUCAGACACGGGAAAGGAGACUUGCUGAAUGAAACUUCCCACCAUUUCCCCCGGAGUGAUAAAGAAGCACUUCUGGGUGCCGUGUUAAUUUAAAAUAACCGAGUUGACUGCCGCUGUGGACCUCUGGAUGGGACGCAGAUAAAAUGUUUGGUCACGUCAAGUUCCAAGUUGGGAGAUUAGCAACAAUGUCAGGGGUCGCUCGUUUUGGAAAAUGAUUACUGGCAGCACCGACGGUAAAAUAAUGGUCAGAAGAUGUCUAGUAACGUUCAAACCGUUCAGGAUAUUCUUGGUGGGAAUAGGCUUCUUCAGCCUGUGCUUUCUAAUGACCUCUCUGGGGGGGCAGUUCUCAGCCAAGAGACUUGGGGACUCCCCCUUCACCAUCCGCACAGAAGUGCUGGGAGGCGUGGAGUCACGAGGUGUGCUGAGGAAGAUCAGUGACAUGCUGGAGGUGAUUCUAAAGCGGAUGGACAGCCUAUCCAAACUCGACAACACCUCCACCACUGACACAAGGCGGCUGGAUGAGCUCACCUCUGCUAUCAACAGGUUUCAACCAGCCAGCCUGGUAGAGAGGAUCCAAGCUAUAGCCCAGAAUGUCUCCAACAUGGCCAACAGGGUGGAGCAGAUACUACAAAACAGCAUUGUACAAGGAAGAGCAAUGAGAGAUGUGACAUCCGGCCAGUGUGAAGUACCAAGAGACCCCCGCUUCCCAGAGUGUCCUGGGAAAGUAGAUUGGAUGCGUGCACGUUGGACAUCGGACCCUUGCUAUGCCUUCUACGGAGUCGAUGGUUCAGACUGCUCCUUCCUCGUCUACCUGAGCGAGGUUGAGUGGUUCUGCCCCCCACUCGCCUGGAGGAACCACAGCAGCACUCCCACCCAGUAUGUACUGCAGCCAAAGGCCCCUAAGAGACAGGCUGCCUUUCGCACAGACCUUUCUGUGCUGCUGGACCAGGUUGGGGCAGGAAAGGAGUCCCUCAGCUUCAUGAAGCGCCGAAUCCGUCGUCUCGCACAGCAGUGGGCAACGGCCGCCAACCGCCUGGAUGCCAAGCUGGAGCAACGGUGGAGGGACCAGAAGAAGAUCUUGGUCCAUGUAGGCUUCCUAACCGAGGAGUCUGGAGAUGUUUUCAGUCCCAAAGUGCUGAAGGGGGGUCCUCUGGGAGAGAUGGUCCAGUGGGCUGACAUCCUCACUGCCCUCCAUGUUUUGGGACAUAACCUCAAGAUCUCCAUGUCUGUCAAGGAGCUGCAGGGGUUCCUCGGUGUGCCCCCAGGCAGAGGCAGUUGCCCACUGACUGGCCCGCUGCCCUUUGACCUCAUCUACACUGACUACCAUGGCAUGCAGCAGAUGAAGCAACACAUGGGGCUCUCACUCAAGAAACACAAAUGUCAUAUCCGAGUGAUUGACACAUUUGGGACGGAACCAGCUUACAAUCAUGAGGAGUAUGCAACGCUGCACGGCUACCGGACCAACUGGGGCUACUGGAACCUCAACGCCAGGCAGUACAUGACCAUGUUCCCUCACACACCAGACAACUCAUUCAUGGGCUUCGUUUCGGAGGAGCUGAAUGAGACGGAGAAGAGAAGCAUCCAGCAGAACAAAGUCAACAACAUGGCCGUAGUGUACGGUAAAGAGGCCAGUAUGUGGAAGCUUCAGCAGGGUAAAGAAGGUUUCCUGCAGAUUCUCCACAGGUACAUGGAGGUCCAUGGCACAGUGUACUAUGAGACCCAGAGACCUCCCGAGGUCCCGGCCUUCGUAAAGAACCACGGCCUGCUGCCCCAGCAUGAGCUGCAGCAACUUCUGCGCAAGGCCAAGCUCUUCAUUGGCUUUGGUUUCCCCUACGAAGGCCCAGCCCCUCUGGAAGCAAUAGCCAAUGGCUGCAUCUUCCUGCAGCCCAAGUUCCACCCGCCUCACAGCUCACUCAAUCAUGAGUUUUUCAGAGGCAAGCCCACUUCUAGAGAGGUGUCCUCCCAGCACCCAUAUGCAGAGCAGUACAUCAGCAGACCUCAUGUCAUGACGGUGGACUACAACAACUCCCUGGAGUUCGACUCUGCCAUCAGGGAAAUCAUGAGGACCAAGGUUGAGCCAUACCUGCCUUAUGAAUACACCUGUGAGGGGAUGUUGGAGAGAGUGCAUGCCUACAUACAGCAUCAGGACUUCUGUGCCCUUGAGCCUCCCUUCAUGCCAGCCAACCUCUCCAGACAGGGGUCUGCUGGUGGCAGCAGGAUUACAGGGCCUCUGUUUGUGCCCCUGCCCAAUUCCACAGCCGUUGGCUGGGCAUCCAAUGUGACAGCUCCCCCUGCCUGGCCUCCUCUCAGCUCCCUCCGGCUGCUCGUAUCUCAAGAGGGCCAGUCCUGUGUGGAGGCAUGCCAUUCCAAUGGUUUGGUCUGUGAGCCCGCUCACUUCCGCUUCAUCAACAACAAGGAGGCCCUGCACAGGUUGGAGGUGCAGUGCGAGGUGGUAGACUCUGAGAUAAACCACAUCCUUCCGGCCUUCUCGGUGGUGCGGCGGGAGUGCGGCCUCCAGCGGGAACCCCUCCUCUUCAGCUGUGCAGGACACUCCCCCAAAUACAGACGGCUUUGCCCCUGCAGGGACUUCCGCCACGGCCAGGUGGCUCUGUGCAGAGACUGUCUAUAAUGAUGUGACUGGUAAAGGACAAACACAAAACAAUUAGAGACAGAUUGGCGGUGUGUGUGUGUGUGGAGGGGUUGGGGG
Molecule: messenger RNA, 2979 nt
Organism: Perca fluviatilis (European perch)
Lineage: Eukaryota; Metazoa; Chordata; Actinopteri; Perciformes; Percidae
Product: alpha-1,6-mannosylglycoprotein 6-beta-N-acetylglucosaminyltransferase B-like
Exons: 18
Coding region: 484-2901 (805 amino acids)
Biological process (GO): protein N-linked glycosylation
Cellular component (GO): Golgi apparatus
Molecular function (GO): alpha-1,6-mannosylglycoprotein 6-beta-N-acetylglucosaminyltransferase activity
Source: RefSeq, a predicted model, not a curated record